GGUUUAACUAUAAUAAACUGGGAAAGUAGUUCAUGUGCCUUAAUGUCAACGUUUUGAAGCAUUAUCGGGUGUAUAAAAUGCAAAUUGUACUCGUUUUAGAUAACAGUUCAUAUAUUUCUGCUCCGUUUUUCGAGUUUAGUUUUAUGGUGUUUUAGUUGUGUUACAAUGAUGAUGUUACUACUAUUGGGUGUGCUGUCUGCAACUGCAUUAAUGUCAAACAUGGAUCUAUCGUCGCGCUUGGCUGGUGGAAGCCCAGCUGAUUAUACACCUUGGAUAGCGAUGUUAUCAUACGGAGAUGUGAAUUCAAAGUUCCAAUGCGGUGCCUCCAUUUUGACGAAAAGGCAUCUGUUAACGGCAGCUCAUUGUGUCAAUGCUGCAUAUGUCAAUGGAAGUUUAACGAGAUCGUACAUGGCAACAGUUGGUACAAAUAUUCGAGACGGUAGUGGACAGAACUAUAGCAUUAUUGGGAACUAUACGCACCCGAAUUAUACUAUGUACCAAGUAAAGAACGAUUUGGGGAUCCUUCUCACAAAUACCAGCAUUACAUUUUCUCUUUUGGUGAAUCAAGUGACUUUAAACUUUAAUACGGUUGGCGAUGGGGUGUAUGUUAUAAUAUAUGGGUAUGGCAGUAGUGGGGUAAAGAAUCCUCUAAGCACAGAAUUGGAAGAACUUGAGAUGUUAACAGUGAAUUCUUCAUACUGCUUAGAAGAAACCCAACGAGUGGCUAAAGAGAAGUUAGGCUUUAGUCCUCCGUUCGUGUAUCCAGAAGCUGAGAUAUGCGCCUUCAAAGGGUUUGGGAAAGGAACUUGUAAGGGAGAUUCCGGUAGUCCUCUGGUAUGUGCAGAUAAUUAUCAACAGGUCGGCGUCACAUCUUGGGGUAUACCCUGUGCAUUAGGUGCCCCAGACAUCUUCAGCCGACUGAGUUCGUAUAAAGAAUGGAUUCUUAGCGUCCUAGAUGAAAUGGGGUACAAAGAUGAGUUAAAGUACACAAUGGAUAACUGUUCUACGAUUUACGACUAUUUGAAUUAGUUAU
Molecule: messenger RNA, 1033 nt
Organism: Pieris rapae (cabbage white)
Lineage: Eukaryota; Metazoa; Arthropoda; Insecta; Lepidoptera; Pieridae
Product: chymotrypsin-2-like
Exons: 5
Coding region: 166-1029 (287 amino acids)
Biological process (GO): proteolysis
Molecular function (GO): serine-type endopeptidase activity
Source: RefSeq, a predicted model, not a curated record